AUGGCCACUGCACCCCCUGAGAAGGCCCCCAAACCGGGCCUCAACAUUUACGGAACUGCAGCUGUAAAUCCAUACAAGCUGACAAUCGCUGCCGAAGAGCUCGGUAUCCCCUUCAACUACAUAUCCUUGGACAUGGUCAAGGGCGAGCUUCAGUCUGAAUGGUAUCGGGCCAUAAACCCAAAUGGAAAAGCCCCUGCCAUCGUACACGUUCGCGACGAUGGCACGACCCAGACAGUCUUCGAGAGCGCUGCCUGUCUGCUGUAUAUGGCCAGCGAGUUCGACAAGGAGCAUAAGUUCUCGUAUCCUGUCGGAACUCCGGAGUACUGGACCCAGCUAUCUUGGCUCACUUGGCAAGUCGCCAGCCACGGGCCCAUGAUGGGUCAGGCCACACACUUCAACCGAUACACAUAUGAGCCAGUACCGUACGGCAGCUGGCGAUACACGGCCGAAGGCCGACGUCUCAACUCAGUCUUGGACAAGCAGCUGUCAACUCAUCCCUACGUCGCUGGAGAUCGCUUAACCAUAGCCGACAUGGCAGUCUUUCUGUACACAACAUCUGCGACAUGGUGUGGCGUGGAUAUCAACGAAUACCCUCAUGUGAAGACAUGGCACGACAAGGUGGCACAGCGACCCGGCUUUCAGAAGGGCUUACAGAUUCCUACGCCGUAUCCUUUCGGGAACGGAGCAGUAGAAGAUCCUACCAAGCUGGAAUGGUUUCUUCACAUUCGGCAAGCCGGUGCCCAAUUUAUCAAGGCGUCAACGGAGAGCUGGAAGGGCGAUCCUGUUCCGUUAGCUUCUGACUUUGCCAACUACGAAAAGAAAUAG
Molecule: messenger RNA, 825 nt
Organism: Thyridium curvatum
Lineage: Eukaryota; Fungi; Ascomycota; Sordariomycetes; Thyridiales; Thyridiaceae
Exons: 4
Coding region: 1-825 (274 amino acids)
Source: RefSeq, a predicted model, not a curated record